GUGAGCUGAGCCGAACAGUCCAUAAAUCGAUGAUGAUCAGAUGCGGUGCUGAUCCCAAAUCAAAUCACAGUCCGAGGAUGUGGAUGACGAAUGCUGGGAUGUCUGUAACUUUUUUAUUGUGCAAAUCACACAUUCCGUGGAUUUAGAAGCACUAAUACUACUACUAUUAGUAAUAAUAACGGACCACUUAAAGAGGAAAUUAUGGGAUUCGCCCAGGCCCUCUCCGCCUGCGCGCCGCUGCCACCACCACCACCACCACUGCAUCAAAAGAGUAGCAGUGUUCCCACAUGGCAUUUUUCAAGCUUCACUGCUUCUCCUCGCCACUCCCAAUUCAACAACUUGUACCAAGAACAUGAAGAAUUAGGGUUCAAGAAGCAGAAGAAGAAGAAGAAGAAGAAGGAGAAUCACAAUAGCAUUCUGGAAAGUCAUCGUCCCGUACAAGAACUGCUCCAACGCAUACCCAAUAUAAAAGAGAAGAAGUACGAGAUGGAAAAGUUUGCGACGAAUCCCAGUCCCUCGAUUUCGUCUCCCAUUUUAGUACUAGAAGAGGUGGCGACAAGGGCGGAAAGGAGGGAGAGCGCAAGCCAACAGGAGAGGACGAGGAGGGAUUGGAUGUGGGAUGGCCUAAGCCAGAAGAAGAAGAAGAAGAAGAUAGCGGUGGUCCUGUUGUCUGCAAGGGGAUAGCAAAAGGGACUAGGAGGAGGCAAAUCAUGAAGAGGUCCACUAUGAUCGCCAAGCAAGUUAUCAGCAUUCAAUCCGCCCUCUCC
Messenger RNA from Coffea eugenioides, 767 nucleotides. RefSeq lists its product as uncharacterized. The transcript is spliced from 2 exons. The record is from RefSeq and is a predicted model, not a curated record. Lineage: Eukaryota; Viridiplantae; Streptophyta; Magnoliopsida; Gentianales; Rubiaceae. The coding region runs from base 202 to 684 and encodes 160 amino acids.